GCGGAUUUUUAUGCAUUCAUGUUCAUUUGAAGCACAUUACAUGGGUUUAUUGUCUCCUGGGAUUUUUUUUUAUCUCGCAUCAGGCAGCUGACCCGUCAGUCUCAGGCAGACAGCCCUGCGGAAGAUGACUGUUCAUAACUUGUAUAUAUUUGAUCGCAAUGGCACCUGCCUUCACUACAGCGAGUGGAACCGCAAGAAACAGGCCGGAAUCUCCAAAGAAGAGGAGUUUAAGCUGAUGUACGGGAUGCUGUUCUCCAUCCGCUCUUUCGUCAGUAAGAUGAGUCCACUGGACAUGAAAGACGGAUUCCUGUCGUUCCAGACCAGCCGCUAUAAACUGCAUUAUUAUGAAACUCCCACAGGAAUCAGGCUGGUGAUGAACACAGACCUCAGUGUGCCGAACUGCAGAGAAACCCUGCAGCAGAUCUACAGCACUUUGUAUGUGGAUUUGAUCGUGAAGAACCCGCUGUGUGUUCUGGGUGAGUCUCUGCAGAGUGAACUCUUCAACUCUAAGCUGGACUCCUUCAUCCGAGCGCUACCGUUCUUCAGUGUGCGCGCAGCAUGAGCCCACAUCCCUUUAUCCCUUCAUCAUCACAAUAAAACACCACCAGCUUCUGUUCGCAUUCACUCUGUUCCCCAAUCACUGCUCAGUUCGUACUUGUGUUGAAUUUAAAUAAAUAACUCUUUUUAUGACGUUA
This is a messenger RNA of Danio rerio (zebrafish), 695 nucleotides long. The record is from RefSeq and is a predicted model, not a curated record. NCBI's taxonomy places the organism in Eukaryota, Metazoa, Chordata, Actinopteri, Cypriniformes, Danionidae.